Adelges cooleyi (spruce gall adelgid) is the source of this 1287-nucleotide messenger RNA. RefSeq lists its product as uncharacterized. The record is from RefSeq and is a predicted model, not a curated record. Lineage: Eukaryota; Metazoa; Arthropoda; Insecta; Hemiptera; Adelgidae. The transcript has 7 exons. The coding region runs from base 385 to 1272 and encodes 295 amino acids.
GCUCACAUUAUAGAGUUAUAAAUUCGAUAAAUAAUUUAUUUAUAAUGCCAAAGAUUUAGAUAUAUGCAAUAUAAGUUCAAGAAUUUUUAAAAUAAACCUCAUAUGCUUACGUUUUACUAAAAACGAAAAUGAAUGAAAAGGUCCGCACUAAGGACGAUGGCAAGAAACGGAGACGUCAAACAAUUAAUAAGCCUAACAACUAUUGUACAAAAAAUUACUAUAUUUAAAAAUAUUAAAUUUAGCUAAUGGAAUAAAACAUAUGUUUAAACUGAACAACUACAUGUAACAAGUUUAUCUAUUUAGUUGUGCCUAUAGACAUAGUUACAGUAAACAACAACACUAUAAAAUAAGAACGGAGGAAAUAUAUCUCAUAAAUUAGAGAAAAUGCAGCACACGGCCAAGACUCAGCGGGACCUAUGGAAGAUUUGCUCUAAAAUUCGAAAUGUUGUAAAUCGAAUAAAAUUUAAUUUUUGGGAAUAUUAUUUAAUAUAUGAUCCAAAGAACACCGGUUUUAUAUCAAAAUCUCAGUUCGAAAAUGUACUAUCGGGACCUUUGAAAACUACAAUCGAUUUAAAUUAUGAAGAAAUCCAAUUAUUGGUUUUACGUUUUUGUGAAUCACAAGAUCACGUGCGAUACGGAGAAUUUUGUCAAAUGGUCCACGAAUCCGGUCCAAAUGAAGAGUCACAGAGCGACAAUAGAAACAAUGAAACAUCAAAAUACACCGAAAAAGAUAUACCUCGAUUAAUAGCAAUGAAAAAGAUUGCUAACGAUUUAAAACUACGAAGUAUUGAAUUAGAACCUUAUUUUGACGAUUACGAACAGGAAUCACAAGAAAAUAAAUCAACAGAAAGUAAGUCUAGAAAAUACACUAACAAAAACGUAUUUCAUCCAGUAUUGGAACAUAAGACAAACAAAAAAGAUAAUGUCAUAACAGUCUUGAGGAAUGUUCAAAAACAUGUACUUCAAAAUCAAAUUAAUAUCGGACAAUUUUUUAAACCAUUUGAUCCAUACAACAAGGGAUUUGUUACUGAAGAUCAGUUUCGCAGAUGUUUAGACUCAAUUGGGGUUAGCUCAUUACAUCGUUUAUAUUAUUCGGAACCAGAACUUGCCUUACUAUUGCUCAUGUUCAAGGAUGAAGAGCAUCCAGAAAAUAUAAGGUGGAGAAAGUUUGAAGACGAAAUUAACACAGGUAAAUUCCAUGUAGUAGCUAAUAAAAUUAUUAUUUUAUAUACCUUAAUAAUUAACAAGUUAAUACAACUAAUAAUAUGUUAAAUACCUGUUAUCUUU